AUGUCUGCUGUCUAUCCUCCCGGUGGUACUAUCGUCCAGUCGCUCAAGCGAACCUUCGCCGACGUCCCUGUCGAUGAGGCCAACGGCAAUGCUGUCUCUACCGUUGAGUUCCUUGAGGCUUCUGAGUCUCUGACCACCAUCUUUGAUGCCAUUGGUGGUGUUGCUUUCGGUCCCGUUAAGAAGGAUAUCCUUGGCAACGUCGAGGUUCGUCACUCAUACCCCUUUUCAUCGCGCGACAGCAUCCGCGACGUAUUGUUUCCGUCGAAUAAAUCUGACAGCUACCUACAGAAGCUCCGUGCUCGCCACGCCGCUGCUCCCGCCGAGUCCGCUACCGUCCAGGACCUUGUCCGUAACGAGCUCAAGACUGGCAAGCACACUGCCACCGAGGGCUGCCUCUGGCUCGUCCGUGGUCUUGACUUCACCAAGCAGGGCCUCGAGCACAACGUUCAAAACCCCUCCGUCGAGCUCUCCGAAUCCUUCCGCGACGCAUAUGGCAACACUCUGAAGCCUCACCACAGCUUCAUGGUCAAGCCCAUCUUCAGCGCUGCCAUGUCCGCUGUUCCCUACCGAAAGGACUUCUACGCCAAGCUUGGUGACAACCCUGAGAAGGUCCAGGUCGAUCUCGAGGCUUAUCUUGCUUCCUUCUCCAAGGUCGUCGCCAUCCUCAAGGAAUUUAUCAACAGCAAGGAGGCCAAGUGGUAA
This is a messenger RNA of Fusarium subglutinans, 702 nucleotides long. RefSeq names its product het-c2. Gene Ontology annotation, molecular function: ceramide 1-phosphate transfer activity; ceramide 1-phosphate binding. NCBI's taxonomy places the organism in Eukaryota, Fungi, Ascomycota, Sordariomycetes, Hypocreales, Nectriaceae. The record is from RefSeq and is a predicted model, not a curated record. Gene Ontology annotation, cellular component: membrane; cytoplasm; cytosol. The coding region runs from base 1 to 702 and encodes 233 amino acids. Gene Ontology annotation, biological process: ceramide transport; intermembrane lipid transfer. The transcript has 3 exons.